UCUACCCUCUGCAAGGCAUUUUUAGUUGCAGCUUAAGCAAUGGCCGUCUCCCUGGUGCUCCCAUUCACCCUGCUUCUCUUCGGCAAUUUCCUCCUCUCCGGACUCUCCGGACCCUCCUUGGCUGAGGCAGAGGCUGCCGUGGAGCUGAGAGAGGCAGUCCUGACGCUGGAUGCCGGCAACUUCUCGGACGUUGUGGCGAAGCACCCGUUCAUCGUCGUCGAGUUCUACGCGCCGUGGUGUGGCCACUGCAAGCAACUCGCUCCAGAGUACGAGAAGGCAGCCGCCGUUCUGAGGAAGCACGACCCGCCGGUGGUGCUUGCGAAGGUGGAUGCGUACGAGGAGAGGAACAAGGAGGUCAAGGACAAGUACCAGGUGCACGCGUACCCCACCAUCAAGAUCAUAGAGAAUGGAGGGAACAACGUACGUGGCUAUAGUGGUCCGAGGGACGCAGAUGGCAUCGUGGAGUACCUCAAGAAGCAGGUCGGCCCGGCUUCUAUCGAGCUCAGAUCAGCGGAGGAGGCCGUCCACGCCAUUGGUGACAAGGGAGUGGUUCUUGUAGGAAUUUUCCCCAAGUUUGCCGGUGUGGAUUAUGAGAAUUUUAUGGCCAUGGCAGAGAAGAAACGAUCAGAUUAUGAUUUCUUUCACACGUCAGAUGCUAGUAUUCUGCCGCGUGGUGAUCAGGCCGUCAAGGGCCCAGUUGUUCGUCUCUUUAAACCAUUUGACGAGCUCUUUGUUGAUUCUCAGGAUUUUGAUAAGGAUGCUCUUGACAAAUUUAUUGAGGUGUCUGGAUUCCCUACAGUAGUUACCUUCGAUGAUGAUCCAACAAACCAUAAGUUUCUUGAGAGAUACUACAGUACUCCUAGUGCCAAAGCGAUGCUUUUCUUGAACUUCAGUGACGACAGAAUCGAGGCCUUCAAGAGUCAGAUUCAAGAAGCAGCCAAGCUAUUCAGUGCAAAUAACAUAAGUUUUCUAAUUGGUGAUGUUGAAACCGCUGAACGUGCCUUCCAGUACUUUGGGCUCAAAGAGAACGAUGUGCCCCUCCUUUUUGUGAUUGCACAGGGUGGGAAAUAUCUCAAUCCAACUAUCGAUCCUGAUCAAGUUAUACCCUGGUUGAAGCAGUACAUAUAUGGAAACUUGACGCCUUAUGUUAAGUCAGAGCCAAUCCCAAAGGAGAAUGACCAACCUGUUAAGGUUGUCGUGGCUGACAGCAUUGAUGACAUUGUUUUCAACUCUGGCAAAAACGUACUGAUCGAGUUUUAUGCUCCUUGGUGUGGACAUUGCCGGAAGCUGGCCCCAAUCUUGGAGGAAGUUGCAGUCUCAUUGCAAGACGACGAAGAUGUCGUCAUUGCAAAGAUGGAUGGCACUGCAAACGAUAUCCCUACCGACUUCGCGGUCGAGGGAUACCCGACGAUGUACUUCUACUCGACCACCGGGGACCUCUAUUCGUACAAUGGUGGGAGGACAGCGGAGGACAUCAUCAGCUUCAUCAAGAAGCACAAGGGCCCCAAAGCUGGUGCGGCGGACGAAGUGGCACAGACAGGAGCUGGCGGUGUAGAAGAGGGCAUCACAUCUUCAUCACCGUCAGAGAUUCUGAAAGACGAGCUCUAACCAAGAUGCCGUAUGCAACUAUUUAUCCUUCUUUGUUGUUCAGUAACUCGUCGAUCUGUUCUACGCCUUUUGCUUAGAGGCAUCUCGUAAGAAGUAGAGAAGCGCUCUGCAGACCACAGAUUACACGGUGAGAAUGUUCAUGGCAGUUGUGGUAUUGUGCACUGAAACUCAUACGAGGUUCAGGAGAAAACAGUUAUAAGUUGGCAUAAAUUGUCUUGGAAACCAUUUGGCAGUGCUAAA
Molecule: messenger RNA, 1848 nt
Organism: Setaria italica (foxtail millet)
Lineage: Eukaryota; Viridiplantae; Streptophyta; Magnoliopsida; Poales; Poaceae
Product: protein disulfide isomerase-like 1-2
Exons: 10
Coding region: 40-1608 (522 amino acids)
Biological process (GO): protein folding; response to endoplasmic reticulum stress
Cellular component (GO): endoplasmic reticulum
Molecular function (GO): protein disulfide isomerase activity
Source: RefSeq, a predicted model, not a curated record